Molecule: messenger RNA, 4386 nt
Organism: Camponotus floridanus (Florida carpenter ant)
Lineage: Eukaryota; Metazoa; Arthropoda; Insecta; Hymenoptera; Formicidae
Exons: 1
Coding region: 1-4386 (1461 amino acids)
Biological process (GO): DNA integration; proteolysis
Molecular function (GO): aspartic-type endopeptidase activity; nucleic acid binding
Source: RefSeq, a predicted model, not a curated record
AUGGACCUCUUCAAUUACCUGCUCGUCGAGCGCUUUGACACACAGACGCGAAUGCAGUGGGAGUCCUCGAUCCGCGAUUCCGUCGACCCGCCAAGCAACGACGUCCUCAUGGACUUCAUAGCGAAGCAGAUCCUCACGCUGAACGCCGUGCAACCAACCACUGCCGCGAAAUCCGGAGACACUUCUCGGUCCGCAAGGUCGCACUUUGUAAAACGCGCAUCCGGUUCGUCAACGUGCGCCGCCUGUAAAGAAAAGCAUUCGAUUAUGCAAUGCUCGACGUUCAAAGCCAAGACCGCUGCCGAGCGAAAAGGCCUAGUAGAAGCAAACAGAUUGUGCUUCAACUGCCUCGGCAACCAUUACUUGGCAAAAUGUCAGUCGUCGAAAACUUGCUUCACUUGCAAGGCACGCCACCACACGCUUUUGCACGACGCAUACUCGCAAUCUGAUGGUGCGAUUUCCUUGUCCACCACACGCUUCGCAUCAGACCGCAAGGCGAUUCUUCUUGCCACCGCACGGGUCACUAUCAAGGACCACGUGGGAAGACCGCACGACAUCCGAGCACUGAUCGACCAAGGAUCAGAGGUCUCUCUAGUCUUAGAGGCCCUGGCACAACGAUUGCGCCUGCCGCGGAUCCGCUCCUCGAUGACGAUAGCCGGGAUCGGAGGAGCCUCUGGAGCAACCCGCGGACGGCUGUCUUUGGCGCACUCCUCGGCAAUAACUGGAGCAACGCUCCCCGUCCAGGCGUACGUCCUGCCGCAUCUCUCCUCGUACCAGGGGCCCAUCGUGCGAGCCAGCGUCACCUGGCCCCACAUACGCGGUCUCCCUCUGGCCGAUCCGCAGUAUUUAGACCGAGAUUCAAUCGAGAUACUGCUCGGUGCGGAUGUCUAUUCCGCCAUCCUUCAGGAUGGACUCCGCAAGGGAGGCAAAGACGAGCCCAUCGCGCAGAAGACCUCUCUCGGGUGGAUCCUGUCGGGAGGACACCAAGCCACGACCCAGAGUAGCCAUGCCGCUCACCAAUGCACCAUAGACCGCCAGCUGACCGACUUGGUGCAGCUCUUCUGGGAGCAGGAGAAGGAGAAUACCGUUCCCGUCGCUCUUACCCCGGAGGAGAGAAGGUGCGAGGACAUCUUCGUCCGCGAGCACUCACGCACCACCGCCGGACGUUACAUUGUGAGGCUUCCCUUCUCCGGAGCUCUACCCUCUCUGUCAGGAACCCGUCGGCCGGCCGAGCGUUUGCUCCAUGCCAUGGAGCGCCGCUGCGACAAGGACGCUCGAUUCGGCAACCUCUACCGCAGCUUCAUGAAGGACUACGAAAACCUGCAACACAUGGAAGCUGUAACCACAUCAUCACAACAAGAAGAUACUGCAAGGUGCUACUUACCGCAUCACGGAGUGUUGCGAGAAACGAGCACCACCAUUAAGCUCAGAGUCGUGUUCAACGGCUCACAGCUCACGACCUCGGGCACCUCGCUCAACAUCAGUCUGCUGACUGGUGCCAAUCUCCUGCCAGUUCUCGCCGACGUACUCCUGCGCUGGCGCUGGCACCGUUACGUCUUCUUGGCGGACAUUGAGAAAAUGUACCGCCAAAUUCUUGUUCAUCCAGACGACCGCGAUCAUCAGCGGAUACUUUGGCGGCACCGUGCCGUUGACGACAUCCGCGAAUACCGCUUGCGAACGGUCACGUAUGGCUUGGCGUGCGCGCCAUUCCUCGCCAUACGGACCUUACACCAGCUCGCCGACGACGAAGGUCACCGAUUUCCACAGGGAGCUGUCGCGCUGCGCCGCGAUACUUACGUGGACGACGUCGUGACCGGCGCGAGCACCCUCUCGGAGGCCACCGCAGCGCAACGGGAGCUCCGCAGCCUCUGCAUGGCGGGCGGGUUUCCUCUUCGGAAAUGGGCGGCCAACCACCUCAGCAUCCUGGACGGCGUUCCGCACGAGCACCGGCUCACCCACUUACCUCACUCAUGGUCUCAUGAGAGCCACACAACGCUCGGUCUUCACUGGCACCCGGCCGGUGACCACUUCACUUUUUCACAACCGACACGUCACUUCGACGAACUUACAAAACGGCGUGUCCUGUCCGAAACCGCACGAAUGUUCGAUCCUCUCGGCUGGAUCACCCCGGUCACAAUGCGGGCCAAGAUCCUAAUCCAGGCCGCCUGGCUCCAGAAGAUUGACUGGGACACUCCACUUCCAUCACCGGACACGCUCGCUUGGCGGAACCUGCUCUCGCAACUUCCGCGCCUCAACGAGAUGAAGGUAUCUCGUUGGCUCGGCAGCGACGGUCCGCACUCACACGUCGAACUGCACGGAUUCGCCGACGCAUCGGAGCGAGGGUACGCUGCCGUGGUGUACCUCCGCUCCUCCACUGGAAGGGGCAUCACACUCCACCUGCUGACCGCUAAGGGCAAGGUCGCGCCCGUGAAGCCCGUGUCCUUGCCGAGACUCGAGCUAUGCGCGGCCGCCCUCUUGACGAACCUCGUCGUUCACACGCGCUCUCUGCUAAGUUUGUCCUCAGCUCCAGUCUUCCUUUGGUCGGACUCCAGGGUCACUCUUCACUGGAUCCACGGACACGCCUCCCGCUGGAAGACCUACGUGGCCAACAGAGUGUCGCUGAUCCAGGAGCGGCUACCCGAGGCGCGGUGGCGACAUGUGCCGGGCAAGGACAACCCAGCUGAUUGCGCCUCCCGAGGAAUUCUGCCCAGCGACCUGGUCGGUCAUCCUCUGUGGUGGACGGGACCAUCCUGGCUUUUAGAGGACCAAACAAGGUGGCCGAACAACGACGGCGCCCUGCUCAACGCUGCUGUGCCGGAGCAAAGGGCCGUCGCCUCACUCUCGGCGGCUGUCAAGGACGUUUCUGAGUCGGCCUUCCUGCUCCGUUUCUCGUCAUUGCACCGACUGCUCAGGGUGACAGCCUGGUGUCUUCGAUGGCGACGGACCGGCACCCGGAGAUCUCGCACCACCGCUGACGCCGCACUCUCACUCACGUCUUGCGAGAUCGAAGACGCACUCCUUCACUGGAUUCGCAUCACACAGACUCUGCACUUCCUCGGCGAGAUCACAGCACUCAGCAAAGGACGCGCCUUGCCAGCCAGAAGUCCUCUCACCAAGCUGAGUCCGUUCCUCGACGACAGCGGUGUAAUGCGAGUCGGAGGGCGACUGAAGAACGCCAUCCUGUCUCACGACGAGCGGCAUCCCAGCAUUAUCCCACCGGAGUCACGGUUGACUCACCUGAUGGUGGACUCCUGCCACCGGCGGACCUUGCACGGAGGAGUGCAGCUCACCCUCGGGUUGCUUCGUCAACGAGUCUGGAUCCCACGUGGUCGAGCAGUCGUCAAGCGGGCGAUCCACCGAUGCGUCACCUGCACGCGGUGGAGAGCCGCCGCACCGCAACCACUCAUGGGCAAUCUGCCCCGGGAACGAGUGACUCCUGCACGCCCGUUCCUGCGCACCGGGGUCGACUACGCCGGCCCUAUCCUCAUUCGGGCCAGCAAGGGACGAGGCCACAAGGCAUCCAAGGGCUUCAUCGCAGUUUUCGUCUGCCUCAGCACCAAGGCGGUCCAUCUGGAGGCAGUCACGGACUACACGGCCGAGGCGUUCCUGGCUGCCUUCCGCCGCUUCGUUUCCCGGCGAGGCCUCUGCAGCGACGUCUUCUCCGACUGCGGCACGAACUUCGUCGGAGCCGACCGUGAGCUGCGGGAGCUGUUCCGCGCUUCCUCUUCCGACGGCCGUCGGAUAAUUCACGCAACAGCUUCCGACGGUGUGAGAUGGAGGUUCAACCCCCCCGCAGCGCCACACUUCGGCGGACUAUGGGAGGCCGCCGUCAAAUCCACCAAACACCACCUCCGAAGGGUCAUCGGCGAAGCCACCCUCACUUACGAGGAAAUGGCGACCCUCCUCACUCAGGUGGAGGCAUGCCUAAAUUCGCGUCCGUUGCAGCCGCUGACGGACGAUCCCGACGAUCUGGCGGCGCUAACACCAGGGCACUUCAUCAUCGGCGCCCCCCUCGUGGCCGUUCCGGAGCCGUCACUCACGUCCGAGAAGGACACCGCUCUAUCUCGGUGGCGGCUUCUUCAAAAAAUGCGCGACCACUUUUGGGAACGGUGGACGCGCGAGUAUCUCAGCACUUUGGCGUCACGACCAAAGUGGACCAAGGACGAAGCCGGCCCGAGCAUCGGCGACCUGUGCCUGCUGCGAUCGGAGAUCACGCCUCCGACGAGAUGGCCACUCGCCCGCAUCACGGCACUGCACCCCGGAGACGACGGAAUUACACGCGUCGUCACCGUCUGCACCGCAUCUUCGGAGUUCACUCGGCCACUCGCGAAGAUCAUCGUCCUGCCAGGAGACAACGCCAGGGCAGACUCAUCACAACCGGAUUCGUGA